AUGCGUGCCUUAAUAGAUCCUGGGGCCCAGAUGUGUUUGAUUUCUGAAAACGCCGCUCAACAGCUAGGGUUACCACGACAGCAAGAAAAAGGAGUGAUCACAGGAGUGGGCCUUAGAGAUAGCAAAUGUAAAGGCAUGCUGUAUGUGACCUGUUUAUCAUCAGAUGAAAAAUAUUCCUUCAACACCGAAGCCUUUAUUAUGAAGGAUUUAACAAGAAAAUUACCCAAUUUCACCUUCCCCAAAGCAAGAUGGGAUAUUUUGGAUACUUUACCUCUGGCAGACUACAAUUAUAAUGUCAACAACUCGAUCGAUAUAUUACUGGGUGCUGAAAUUUACGCAACUAUUUUGAUGCAUGGAAUGUACAAGCAUGAAAACUUAUCCCUUGUUGUACAAGAGACGCACUUAGGAUGGAUUAUAUGUGGGAGAGUACCGCAAAGCUUUCAAUGCAAUUUGGUGUUAAAUAACAUCGAAGACAUACAGAAAUUUUGGGAAAUUGAAGAUAUUCCAGCACAAACACUCAAUACCAAUGAAGAAGAUGAGUGUGUCAAAUACUACAAAGAAACAACAACAAGGUUGGCAGACGGAAGAUAUCAAGUACGGAUCCCUCUGAAAAAAGCUGGUCUACAGAAACUAGGCCACUCAAAAAGUAAAGCUGUGGCGCAAUUCCGGCAAUUGGAAUACAAAUUCAACAAAAAUAAACAUAUUGCGCAACAGUACAAGUCAUUUAUUCACGAAUACCUAUCAAUGGGUCAUAUGACUAUAUCGCCGACUAAACAAUGGCGGAACGCACGUGAGGCACGUGAGGCGAGUGAGUGCUACUUACCACAUCAUUGCGUUUUAAGAGAAUCAAGCACCUCAGCUCUUCGGGUCGUAUUCAAUGGAUCAGCGAAGACAUCUACAGGAGUCAGCCUUAAUGAUAUCAUGCACAAAGGGCCUAACCUUCAAAAGGACCUUUUAUCGCUCAUCUUAAAAUGGAGACAGCACCGUGUAGCUUACAUCGCCGACGUCGAGAAAAUGUUUAGGCAAAUAUGGGUACAUCAAGAAGAUCAGAGUCUGCAGAAGAUUAUUUGGAGAGAUUCGCCAAACGAAAUGUUACAAGAAUACCAACUAACAACAGUUACCUACGGUCAAAAAGCUGCACCCUUCCUAGCAAUGAUGACCUUAAAACAAUUAGCCCAUGACGAAAGAUCAAACUACCCUGAAGCAGCAAAAGCGCUCGAAGAAAGUUUCUAUAUGGAUGACCUUCUUCACGGUUCCCAUUCCGUUUCAUCAGCCAAGCAAUUGCAGCAUGAAUUGCAAAAGCUACUACAGUCUGGAGGCUUUUACUUAAGAAAAUGGAUGUCAAAUUACCAAGAACUGGCCAGAACCGACAAUCAAGAUACUUCAGAUGAAAAUAACUACUACUUUAAAGAAAUGGAAUCAAGAAAAACAUUAGGACUCCAAUGGGACCCCUCUCAAGAUAUAUUUCAUUUCGAAACAAAAAUGGAAAUCGUUUCGGACGUACAGCAAAACACUACCAAGCGUCAGUUGUUAUCAGAAAUCUCCAAACUAUUUGACCCCUUGGGUUGGCUCACACCCAUAUCCACCAACUUGAAGCUGCUUUUCCAACUUUUGUGGAAAACCCCUCUGAAAUGGGAUGACAAUAUACCAAGUGAUAUGCAUAAAGAAUGGUUAAUUAUUAAACAAGAUAUAAAUAAUAAUAUAAACACAUUUAAAAUACAGCGAUGGAUCGGCACCGGCGGUGUCAGCGAUAUCGAGUUACAUGCAUUCAGUGACGCGACGCCGCGAGCUUACGCGUGCGUUAUCUAUUGCAAAAUAUAUAUAGAAGGCCAGCCGAAAAUCAUCUUACUAGCCGGAAAAUCAAGAUUGGUACCGAAUAGCAAAAUUAUCUCCCUACCAAGAGCAGAGUUGUGUGGAGCCCAUCUUCUUGCAAAAUUAACGACCAAGGUAAAACAAUGUUUAAUCAACCAUAAUAUCAAGAUCUAUGGUUGGGUAGAUUCGACCGCAGUUUUGGGAUGGCUGCAAGGUGAUCCUAUCCGCUGGAAUACAUUCGUCGCCAACAGGGUGCGACAAAUCACAGAAGUCAUCCCUCCCGAGUGCUGGGGCUACGUUAAAUCAGCAGAGAAUCCUUCGGAUUGCGCAAGCAGAGGACUUACCGCAUCACAAUUAAAACAACAUUCUUUAUGGUGGCAAGGGCCCACCUGGCUACCGACGUUUCAAGCAAAGAGUCAAGAUAAAACCAUUAUUUACACUACGAACGAAGAGCAAAAAAUCAUGCAGGUUAACGUCGCCGUCAACACUGAAACAGAAGAUAAUAUCAUCGACCAGCUAAUUGACAAAUAUAGUUCGUUAUCAAAACUAGUGCACGUAGUAGCCUGGGUCCGAAGAUUCAUCACGAAACAGCAAGACAGAAAAACUGGCAAUUAUCUUCAUUUAUCGGAAAUAAGAGAAGCAAAGGCCUUAAUUAUCAAGCGGGUCCAAAAAGCAGAAUUUCAAAAUGAAUAUCAUGAUUUGAAAAAGGGUCGACCUAUUUCGACUAAAAGCAACAUACUUGCUUUGUGUCCAUUCUUAGAUGAAGACGACAUCCUGCGAGUCAAGGGGAGAUUGAGAAACGCGUACAUCGCGUAUGACAUGAAACACCCGAUCAUUUUGCCACACAAGCAUCGAUUGACUAGCCUUAUCAUUGAUAACGCACAUAAAAUGGUUCUUCAUGGCGGCGCCCGACUAACCCUAAAUUUUAUAAGAAACAAAUAUUGGAUCGUCGGAGGCAACAGCGUCACUAAGCAAUUUAUUCGACACUGCGUGACAUGCAAAAAACAAAAAGCAAACCUGCAAAAUCAAAUCAUGGGAGACUUACCUGCAUCAAGAAGCAAUUCAUCUCGUCCUUUUGAACACACUGGCGUAGACUUCACGGGGCACGUAUUCCUCAAGGCCAACAAGGGUCGUGGUAUCAAGACUACUAAAGGAUACGUGUGCGUGUUUGUCUGCAUGGCUACAAAAGCGGUCCAUCUCGAACUGGUAUCGGACAUGACAGCAUCCGCUUUCAUAGCAGCGUUGCGAAGAAUGGCUGCGCGAAGAGGUACUCCAUUACACAUGUACAGCGACAAUGGAACAAACUUCCUUAAAGCCAGCAAGACACUUCAGGAAGAAUACCUCGAAAUCCAGAACAUAGUAAAUCCAGAGUGCCUGGGUACGAUAUCCGACAUGGGAAUCUCCUGGCACUUCAAUGCACCCGCAUGGCCAACAGCCGGAGGCUUGUGGGAAAGUUGCGUCAAAGCGUUCAAGUACCAUCUAAAACGGGUCAUUGGAGAUCAAAAGCUCACUUAUGAAGAAUUCAGCAGUUAA
Molecule: messenger RNA, 3345 nt
Organism: Cydia pomonella (codling moth)
Lineage: Eukaryota; Metazoa; Arthropoda; Insecta; Lepidoptera; Tortricidae
Exons: 1
Coding region: 1-3345 (1114 amino acids)
Biological process (GO): DNA integration
Molecular function (GO): nucleic acid binding
Source: RefSeq, a predicted model, not a curated record